CUCGACCGUCCAUUCUUCAAGCCGGCGACUGUUACCACUGUAUUCUUUCUUGUCUUCUUGUUCUUUGUUGAGUUAUUGUACUGCGACCAGUUGUUGGUACGCUCGCAACACAAUACCCAGGGGUAGUUCUGGACGACAAACUACUACUAGGUACUGUCCACCUGCCGGACCUAGAACCCGUCCUCAUCUCUUGAGCAUGGCAAGAUAGAAACCCACCUUGAUCCUUUGUGCUACCUACCUCUCUCCUCCCCGACAGCCAACCUACUCCUCCGGCAGAAUGCGAGGCUCCCAUCUUCUCCCUAAACAACUCCGCUCACUGGGCAAAAGCGACAGCUGGUUGAAUCGAACAAUCACAUCGAAUCUACUUGCAGUCUCGCACGUCGCUUGCCAACAUCCUAUUCAUACUAUCGUGGCCAUUGCUCUGUUGGCAAGCACCUCAUAUGUUGGACUAUUACAGGAAAGCCUGUUUGACAGUGGGAUAAAGUCCCUACAACAUAAUGGCAGAGUAGAUGUCGAAGCACUACUUACGGGCAGCCGGACGCUAGAAUUGUCACAGAACACCGCCUGGAAAUGGCAGUUCUCAGACGAUUCUAGCGUUCCAAAGGUGUCGCUGGGUCCUAACCAUUACGCCCUCACCACUUUUGUCUUCCCGGACUCUUCUUCUGCUCCUGAAGCUCAUUCUAUCCCCAUUCCGGCCAAUGUCACAGCUACCAACAUUCCGACUACCUCGAAUCUCCUCUCUCCGAUAUCGCACGACACCUCCUUGGCUUUUUACACCACUUUCUCCGAACUCCCUGAUUUCUUGCGAGCUGCCCAGGAACUGCCGGCACAGAAUACGCCGGCGGAAACUGAUGAACAAGUUUCAUGGAUUAUGAAAGCUGCCCGCGUGGGCAAUGGACGGGCUACCUACGCAACUUGGUUCCGCGAGGGCUGGACUUCGUUCGUGGAUCUGCUCAAGCAUGCCGAGACAUUGGACAUCAUCAUCAUGUCGCUGGGCUACUUGUCUAUGCACCUGACUUUCAUUUCGCUAUUUCUGUCCAUGAAGCGCCUGGGCUCUAAUGCAUGGUUGGCCGUCUCGGUACUGUUUUCCAGCCUUUUCGCAUUUCUCUUUGGAUUGGUUACUACAACGAAACUCGGAGUCCCCAUCAACAUGGUCCUGCUAUCAGAAGGUCUGCCAUUUCUAGUGGUCACUGUCGGGUUUGAAAAGUCCAUCAUUCUUACAAAGGCUGUUCUGUCCGCUUCUUAUGAUACUAAACGACACCCUACCGAGAAUGGCUCCGCGAAGGGAAGUGCUACAGGACCUGUAAUUGCCCCCAACGCCCCAAACUCGAUACAGGAUGCGAUCCAAAUUGCCAUCAAAGAAACCGGCUUUGAGAUCGUCCGAGAUUAUGCAAUUGAGAUCGCAAUUCUCGUUGCUGGUGCAGCUUCCGGAGUUCAGGGCGGCUUACGGCAAUUCUGCUUCCUAGCUGCCUGGAUCCUGUUCUAUGACUGUGUCCUCCUCUUCACCUUCUACACCACUAUACUCUGCAUCAAGCUCGAAAUCAACCGAAUCAAGCGUCACGUUGCCCUCCGGAAGGCUCUCGAAGAAGAUGGCAUUAAUCACCGAGUGGCUGAGAAUGUCGCCACUAACAACGACUGGCCUAACGGGCCAUCAGGUCAGACCGGCUUCAAUAUCUUCGGCCAAAAGAUCAGACCCAGUAGCGUACCCAAGUUCAAGAUAUGGAUGGUCGGCGGUUUCGUCAUCAUCAAUGUGGUCAACCUUUGUACCAUUCCUUUCCGUACUUCAACAAGCAUCAAGAACCCUGGGGCUGCGAUACCGAGUGUCCUCACCCCUGCUCCAAUUGAUCCAUUCAAGGUGGCAGAAAAUGGUUUGGAUGCAAUUUACGUCUCAGCCAAAAGCAGAAAACUCGACACAUUUGUGACCGUCCUUCCUCCUAUCAAAUACGAGCUUGACUACCCAUCACUGUCGCAGGAUGUCUCUCAGGACGAGCUUGGCUGGUUCGACCAAGAAUACACCGAUCAAUUUCUGAACGUGGUUGGUGGACGUGUCAUUGAAGGAGUUUUAAAGAGCCUUGAAGAUCCUGUCCUCAGCAAAUGGGUGCUGAUCGCACUGACGCUCAGCUUGAUACUCAAUGGCUACUUGUUCAAUGCGGCUCGUUGGAGCCUUAAGGAACCCCAGUCAUCGGCAAAUUCGCCAGCUGGACAAAAAGUGCCACGGCUCGAGUUACCUCAAACCCCCAAGCCCAAACCACUCGAUCUCGAUCUGCAGUCUGAAUCUGGUCGAUCCAAGGAAGAGUGCACGCAGAUGCUGAAAGACAAAAAGGCUGCAUAUCUCACGGAUGAAGAAUUGAUUGACCUGUCACUGAAAGGCAAGAUCCCCGGUUAUGCGAUCGAAAAAACACUAGAAAAUCCUGAAGUCAUGACCCGUUUGGACUCCUUCGUCCGAGCUGUCAAGGUACGAAGAGCUGUUGUAUCCAGGACUUCGGGUGCCAGAUUCGCAGCUGGAUUGGAGGUGUCAAAGGCUCCGUAUAGGGACUACAAUUACGAACUUGUCCACGGCGCUUGCUGCGAGAAUGUCAUCGGAUACCUGCCUCUCCCACUCGGUGUUGCCGGCCCCAUUGUCAUUGAUGGCCAGAACUAUUUCCUUCCUAUGGCAACCACAGAAGGCGUGCUUGUUGCUAGCACAAGUCGUGGCUGCAAAGCCAUUAAUGCCGGUGGCGGUGCUGUUACGAUUGUGACCGGCGACGGAAUGACUCGAGGACCAUGCAUGAGUUUCCCAACUGUGACCAGAGCAGGAGAAGCCAAGAUCUGGCUGGAUUCAGAAGAAGGUCAACGACAGAUGCGAGAAUCAUUCAACUCGACAAGUCGCUUCGCUCGACUACAAUCGAUGAAGUCAGCAAUAGCAGGCACAUAUCUCUACGUUAGGUUCAAGACGACCACAGGUGAUGCUAUGGGUAUGAAUAUGAUCUCAAAGGGCGUCGAAAAAGCACUUUCUAUCAUGUCUACCGAAUGUGGCUUUGACGACAUGACCAUUGUCUCGCUGUCUGGCAACUACUGCAUAGACAAGAAACCUUCCGCCAUCAAUUGGAUUGAUGGUCGAGGAAAGGCGGUCGUCGCUGAAGCCAUCAUUCCAGGUGAUGUUGUCAAGAACGUUCUGAAGAGUAAUGUGGACGACCUCGUCGAGCUCAACAUCUCCAAGAACCUGGUCGGCAGUGCUAUGGCAGGAAGUAUUGGUGGAAACAACGCUCACGCAGCGAAUAUUGUUGCAGCUAUCUUCUUGGCCACUGGUCAAGACCCGGCUCAGGUCGUCGAGAGCGCUAGCUGUAUGACGCUCAUGAAGAACACCAACGGAAACCUUCAGAUCAGCGUGUCGAUGCCAUGUCUUGAAGUGGGCACGAUCGGCGGUGGAACUAUUCUCGAAGCACAAUCGUCGAUGCUCGAUCUGCUGGGUGUUCGCGGCGCUCAUCCAACUAACCCUGGCGACAAUGCUCGACAGCUAGCCAGGAUUAUCGCUGCAGGUGUGCUUGCAGGCGAACUUAGCUUGUGCGCCGCGCUCAGGGCCGGACAUCUUGUCAAGGCACAUAUGGCGCACAAUCGGUCUGCGGCUCCUACGAGAACGAGUACGCCGGUAUCGGCAGCCGUGGAGCCAUUCCUAAAAGCCCAGAAUGGACCGAAUGUCCCUGCAUCGCUAAAGAUGACCAAUGGGACCGGCAAAUGAGAGUGUAAAGGGUGGAGGACAUGUAUGAAUGAAUCAAUGGAGUCAGUUGCAUAUACGGACAUUCAGCAUUGGUGUUGAUUUGGGGCCAAGGUCAUUGUCGGCAUUCCUAUUGAUUAUUGGCGCGCCUUUGAUGCUGCAAGGGCAACAAGAAGGGCGUUAUCGCCGAAGGGGAGGUACCGAGAUGUGUAACAACGAACUUUCGGUGCGAUAGACGGCAGCCGCGCGAGCAGCUCAAAGAGAAACAUAAUACGAGAAGUAUAUUAAUACUCAAACGCUGUAUGGG
Molecule: messenger RNA, 4001 nt
Organism: Exophiala xenobiotica
Lineage: Eukaryota; Fungi; Ascomycota; Eurotiomycetes; Chaetothyriales; Herpotrichiellaceae
Product: hydroxymethylglutaryl-CoA reductase (NADPH)
Exons: 4
Coding region: 278-3718 (1146 amino acids)
Biological process (GO): coenzyme A metabolic process; ergosterol biosynthetic process; isoprenoid biosynthetic process
Cellular component (GO): peroxisomal membrane; endoplasmic reticulum membrane
Molecular function (GO): hydroxymethylglutaryl-CoA reductase (NADPH) activity; protein binding
Source: RefSeq, a predicted model, not a curated record